This is a messenger RNA of Pleurotus ostreatus (oyster mushroom), 2208 nucleotides long. RefSeq lists its product as uncharacterized. Bases 1 to 2208 code for a protein of 735 amino acids. The transcript is spliced from 3 exons. The record is from RefSeq and is a predicted model, not a curated record. Lineage: Eukaryota; Fungi; Basidiomycota; Agaricomycetes; Agaricales; Pleurotaceae.
AUGGCCAUGAUGAUGGCAAAUCCACAGCAGCCUCACACUUCCAGUGGUUUCCAAUAUGCUCCUCCCGCCCCAUCUCCUCAGGAGCCCCAAUUACCAGAGAAAAACAAUGUCGAGAUGACCCGCGACAUGCUCAUCCAAGUGCUGGAGUACUUCUCUACCAUCGUUCCUGCGUAUUUCGAUAACAGGCCCGUCCGCCUCGUUAUUCACGGAGGCGCGUGCAUGCUGCUGCAUCCUCGUUUGUUCCCCCUCACGCAGUCGCCGAUGUCACAAAGCCUCUUUGUGGGAAAUGACGGCAUGCCCAUACCCAUCCCGGUGAAACGUACUGCCACGCGGGAUGUCGACUACAUAAACCGGUCGUUCGCCGCAGAGUGGAAGAGCGUUGGUGUGGUUGAUGCGACAGAGCGGCUGAAGAAGUGCAUCAGAGCUACGGCAAGGCAGUUUGGGUUGGGCGCUGACUGGAUGAACAGCGAUGCAGAUAUCGCACUCCCGAUGGCAACCAACCCUCAGACUGGCACCGUCUACGAUCCUAUAUACACGGAUUCCCUUCGGCCGAACAACCUGCAUCUACACACUAUAUUCACGUCUCAGAAUCAAAAACUUGUUCUGAUAAGCGUGACUCCGUUUUGGGCCGUUGCCUUGAAGUUGGUGAGGUACUGUAAAUGGGAUCCGGGAGACAUAUGUGCACUCCUUCGCAACGGGACUAUUAUGUCCAAAGUAACGUGGAACGCCGAAAUCCUUGAAGCAUGGCUGCACAAGGAAUGUUGGCCCAUGGGAUACGCAUCGUAUGACACCGCUAAGGUCAUGGAAAUGAGGAAACGAAUACAACAUGCCGUGCAAAUGGUGAAUGCUUGGAAUACCUCAGACCCACCGCCAUCGUCAUCGCCAUAUCCCCCGCCGGCCCCUUCGUCGUCGUACGGCCCAUCCCCAGCCUCGUCAAGCCGACUCGCACCAGAAGCAUGGAGCAUGGGCGGCCAGGGCGCAGAUCCCGCAUCUCCACCUGUUAAUGGCGCGUGGUCGAGGUCUCCUCCGUCUUCGGGCUCCGCUGGCCAAAUGCCUCCACCGUGGGGCGCAGCGGGCAGCCCGCCGCCCCCGGUCCUAUCUCACCAACCUUCUCUCCAAUGGAACACGCCGCCAUCGACGCUCGGGCGCAGCUCGGCGCGUGACUCGUGGGUCGGUGGCUGGGCAUUGCCAGUGCAGAAUACGGGCAGUAGCUCGCAUAGCAGUCUGCACCUCUCCGCCUCGAUGACUUUCCCCGGAGCCCCGCGAUCGGGCCAGGAAGCCAAUGCUCCCGGCGCAGGCGUCCCAGCCGCUAGCAAUAAUGGAGCAUCUCAGAGCUCGACCCUGGGUCUUACGCUUGGUCGCGAACCGUCGUGGGAUCAACGUCGGGCCGUCGAUUCAGCAAGCAGCGUAGCUGUUGUCUCCGCCUACGACGCGGCUCGAAGGCGACAAUGGGACAACGACGCCCACUCAAUGCGGAGCGAGGCCUCUGAGAAAUGGCGAUAUUCCUACAGCCGCGAUACCGCCGACGCCUCGAUGCUGCAGAGCAGCCAAAGUGCCCCCGUUAUCCCAACUUCGUUUGAAUACGGCGUAAACGCCUCGAACGAUGCCUACAGCCAAAGUUCGCGGCAGAUGAAACCGAGGACGAAGUCGGGAGACGAUGCUGGGGGCAGAUUGGCGACCCAUGUCGCCGAGGGGGAUGCGCCCUCCUUUUCUGGUUUACCCCUCGGCUUCGUAGCUGAUGAGGAGCGCAAGUCGCAAUGGGACUGGUAUGGGUUGACCGAUGCGGAGAAAGAGAUGAUCAUCGCCGAGCGACGACGCAAGGCGGCGGCGUCUGCCUCUUUGCGGGGAGGGGAAUAUCUGCACCAACAGGAACCUGAGCCAGCACCCGUCAUUCCCUUCGAUACGCUGCUGGAGAAGCCGUCGCCGCCCCAGGCAAGGGGUUUCCUCAACGUGUCCAGAGAACCGGCGGAGCUGCGGCAUCGGAAGAGCAUGAGCAGUCUAGGUCAAGAGCCGGACUACGCCGAAGCCUGGCAUCCGCUGGCGGCUGAAGUGGGGGCCAGGGCGAGAGAAAGGGCGUUGGCGAAAUUGAGGGCGGCUUCACCCUCCUCGAGACCGCAGGCAAACGACGAAGAUCUUUGGCGGCCCUUUCAUGGACGAGGCGUCGCGGCGGAUAAUCUUAGACAAAGCCAAAGCUUGGGCAUGAUCUAA